AUGGACAUAUCCAAGUGGCUGGACGACACGGAGCAGCCCGACUUUCCUUCCGACUCUUCCACGCCCGCCCAUCCGCGACGGCGAGCCACGUCGGACAGCUCGUUGCUCGAGCCCCUCGCUCCGAAAGCUCCCUCUCGUCAGCACGACGCGAGACCACAGACUGCCAGCCAUGCCCGCCAUGCUGCCCCAAGUGAAUGUUCCAACGCCAGUCGCUAUGCUCGCAAGCCCCGGCGGAAGACACGCCCCGACCGCUACGAGCCCAACGUGCACCACCGUCGGCGACGCAACACUUCUCCCAAGAAGCCGCAGCACAAGUCCGCGCGCAGCAACAAGGAGAAGCCUGGCGUCGUAGUGCAGAGCUUCCGGGCCAAGAACGUGUCGCGAGACCGGCUGACUUUGAAGCCGCCAGACCUAGGCUUGUUCAGCAAGGGCCGCGCUUCAAUGGCAGUCAGAGGCCGUGGCUUGCCCGACCUUGUAUUUUCCGAAAUGAAGUUUUUGCACCAGCACAACCACCCCAAGCCCCCACUGCAGCCAGACAUGCCUAAGAAACGCAAGAAAGAGCAUAUACAAACAGCCGAAGGGGAGAUAUCGGCCUUCUUCACCUCCGAAUGCCUUGCACCGGCAGGACAAGCUGGAAAAGGGCCAUCUCGGCAGAGCAGCAUGCACGAGACCGAGCGGCGUCGUCGCGAUCCACUCUCAAUGACUGACGCGGUGGUGCCUACCGUUGAGCUUGCUGACCAAGAGUCUAGUGUAGCCGUUGAGAAUAGACGUCCCCGCCACGACAGCACUGGCUAUGUGUCCUGGUCUGAAUCCAUCAGAGCACCGAGCACGACGCCUGCACGCCUUCAAGCCGACCACGACACUGCUCGUGCACGGCAUGAUCCAGAACGAUACAGACCGUAUGCGUCCAAUGUGAAUAGAGAGAGUUCUUCUAAGCCGCCAUUUGCCAAGCAAAGUGCAGACGAGGUGGCUGAGCGCUUCAGAGUAUCCUCGCUGGCUCCACGCAGUCAAGUCUGCCGAUCACAGUCGUGCCCUCAAUAUUCAUCGUCUCCACGCCGACUCGACCUCGCCAGCCAAUCGGAAAAGCCCCAGAGUGCUGAUGCAGCUUGCUUGCCGUCAUCAAUGCCCCCUGCCUUGCCUAAUCAGAGGCUGUCAGCAAGUCGCCCGAAUACAAGGGAGUCUGGAACGUCGCCCAAUUUUGACCACAAAGCACACCCACAUAAACAACACCAGAUAGUAGACGGCGAGUGCACGGACUGGGACGAGUCGGAAACCUCGUCAGACUUGGCAAAGGUUCUCCAGGAGUGCAAAGACACCUUCCAAGAGAAACGCUGGGCAGCCUCGCCACAAACAAGGGAUACCGCACGACCAGAGCCAUUGUUGCCAACUCCUCGCGUAACACAACAAGACCAGACAAGUUCGCAUCCGUCAACACGGCGCAUGCCUACUGUACGAUUUGCCGAGCUGCCUUGUCAGUAUCAAAUACUACCAUACGUUGCUGGUCGUAGCAUCUACGAGCAGCAAGAACAACGGCAGUAUGCACGAUUGGGGCUUUCUGGAAACGGGGGCCGCGGCGUUGAUGCAUGGGCUUUGGAGCAAGAGUAUAUGGAUGAGCACGACGGUUUGCACUCCGAUGGUGACAAUGGCUGGGAACCCAUGCUGGAGGAAGCCAUGGCGCAUGGGUCACGAGACGACAAUGGAAUAUAUCUUGCUGUGGACGACAUCACCGAAGACUAUGGGUCUGGUAGCGAUGUGGUAGCCCCUGGAUUUUGGCGGCCAAAUAGGCUAUACUGA
Exserohilum turcica Et28A is the source of this 1794-nucleotide messenger RNA. RefSeq lists its product as uncharacterized. NCBI's taxonomy places the organism in Eukaryota, Fungi, Ascomycota, Dothideomycetes, Pleosporales, Pleosporaceae. The record is from RefSeq and is a predicted model, not a curated record. The transcript is spliced from 3 exons. Bases 1 to 1794 code for a protein of 597 amino acids.